Molecule: messenger RNA, 2310 nt
Organism: Miscanthus lutarioriparius
Lineage: Eukaryota; Viridiplantae; Streptophyta; Magnoliopsida; Poales; Poaceae
Source: the annotation of a GenBank genome assembly
AUGAGCAUCACAGGCGCGGAGCGGCCCUUCUUCGCGCUGGGCCUCGCACCCGCAACACCAAGGCCCCCUGAAGGCGCUCUUCGACAGCUAGUUGGUGAUGGAGAUCGGAGAUACGACUAUACGAGACGGGCUCAGCGAAGGCGGACAAUCCGAUUUCCAAGCGUGCAAAUUAUAAAUCCUCCAGGAGGUCAGUCAAUUUCAUUCCAAGAUAUGCUCGGGCUGCUUGUUCGUCCAGAUGUUGGAGUAAUUGUCAUCCAAGGUAUUGGUGGCUCUGGAAAGACAUGGGCUGCAAAGGCUGCAUACCGGGCAGCAAGGACUUCGAAUCUCUUUCAAGAGUAUGUCUGGGUUCCAUUGUCAAUGAAUUCUAGCAUGGGACACUGUAUCAACAAGAUUGCAGCGUCUCUUUCAUGUAACAAAGGAGAGUCAUACGACCUGCUGCGUGAGAAGAUCGGAAAAGAUAUCUGUUUUGCACAUGACUUAAUCAGCUACUGUUUUGGCAUGCCACUCACAAUCGUCUUAUUGGCUGGGGUUCUGUGUGAUGCACCUACACAAGAGGCAUUUAGUGAGUUGGUCACAAAAGCGCAUGUCGCUCUAGGAGCCCAGAUAUCAGUAUUCAACACCUUGGAGCGCAUGGUGAAAUUUGGAUACCAUCAGCUUCCUAGCGAUAACGUGCGACACUGCUUGCUGUACUGCCUACUCUUCCCAGAACAUCAAGGGAUUGCAGUCAAAGAGUUAAUCUGGUACUGGAUAAUGGAUGGUCUACUCCAGAAAAAUAUUGGUUUUGAUGAGGCUAACCAUAUUGGGAAGGAAAUUCUUGAUGUCCUCAUAAAGCAUGGUAUGGUAUAUUUGGACGAUAAUGGUCAUAUACGCAUGCAUGAUGUGGUCAGGGAGACUGUCUCAAGAUAUGGAAAGGAUAAUGGUUACAAAGAGCAGCAUGACUGGCAUGUUAACAAUCCUAUUAGUAUCAGAUUAGAGCAUCUUGCCAAGUAUAGCAGAAGAGUUUUGUUAAUGGAUACUGAAAUGGAAUGCCUUUAUGGAAGCCCGUGUUGCUCAUUUAUUUCAUCAUUACAUUUAAGAGGAAACUAUCUUUUAAAAGCUAUGUCGGAAGAAUUCUUUUGCCACAUGGGACAACUAGAGAUACUGGACCUAUCAUUUACACUAAUCCAAGUGCUGCCGCGUUCCAUCUCUUGUUUGACUAGGCUAAGAAUGUUAUUGCUGACUGGGUGUGAUUAUUUAAAGGAAAUUCGACACAUAACUCCAUUGGUGCGGCUGGAGGUACUGGAUGCUUCAGGUUGUGGUUCCCUGAAGAGUAUAGGCUCUGGGUCAUUUGAUCAUAUGGUUUUGCUCAAGGUCCUUGACCUUUCUGCAACUUCCAUCACUUUCUUGACCUCAAUUCCAGUAUCUAUGGAGCUUCGCCACCUAAAUCUACAGGGGUGCCCAUUUCUACGAAGUUUCAGAUUGUCAUCUCCUGUUCGAUGGAUAACCAAACCAUGGACACUGAUGUUGAAGCAAAGAAGACAGAUUCCAUCAUUCAGAAUUCAUACUUUCAGGACAAAGCGCUUUGCACAUUCCAUCGAGCCCAUUAGAUACCUGGAAAUAAAUGGUACUAUUGGUGUUCCAUCUGAUCUUGAUGGUAUUCUCGGUCAUGCUGAGCUGAUAUCAUUACAGAGAUUAGCAAUGGCCACCCAACUUUCUGAUCUGAAUAUUAGUAGUAUGGAAGCGGUAAGAGAACUCUGGGUGGAAAAUUGUGAACACCUAGAGAGUUUUCUGACAGCAGAGGUAGUCCAGGCAUUGUCUGAGGUGGGCAACUUGCACAGUUUAUGGAUCUCCAAAAUGGAAAAAUUGUCAUCCUUCUGCAAAGGAGUGGAAGAUGUGACCAGUUUCAGUUGUCUGAAGCACUUGCUCUUCGACUGCUGUCCAAAUCUCAUAUGCCUCCUUCCUUCGGUACUACACUUUCCAAACCUUGAAACAUUGAAUAUAAGGUUUUGUGACAUUUUGGAGAGGGCGUUUGACAGCUCGGCCUUGGGAGAGGACACUCUCCCUAGGUUGCAGUCGCUGCAGCUGUGGGAGCUUCCUGAGCUAACCUCUGUCUGUAGUGGAGUCUUGCCAUCUCUGAAGAACCUCAAGGUGAGAGGCUGUGCAAAACUGCGGAAAAUCCCAGUUGGCAUGAAUGAAAACAGCCCAUUUGUAACUACUAUCGGAGAACAGCUAUGGUGGGACAGUUUAAUAUGGGAUGACGAAACCAUUAAGCGUUGGUUGCUGUUCAGAAACUGGGGGCCCUUGCUACCUCAUAUUGCAACCGAAGGAUGA